CAAAGGGUUCGCCACACGCGGGCAGCUUUGACAGCGCCAACCGACAAUAACACACCGCGGAGCGUACCCAUUAGCACGUGCGCUCAAUGUGCGAGCCGAUCUGUUGUCGUUCAAAGCAGUGCAGAUUUGUUUUGCUUCGGUAAGUUAAGCCUCCAGCAGCAAAUCGACCGAGAUGACGGACUGCGUAGAGAUCGCGCUGACGAGCGAUACCGCCGCCCAGCACUGGAGCUGCUGCGUCUGGGACGUGCGCACCGGCACGCAGCUGAUGACCUACCGGAACGGUGGGCCGGCCGGGCCGAACACGCUGCACCCGGUCGGCAAUCAGUGCGUGGUGGCCGGCAACCUCACCAAACCGCUGCUCACGUUCUGGCCGAUCAACCGGCAGGAGCCGUCCCACGUGAAGUACAUGCUGCCCGGGCCGCCCGGCGCGGUGGCCGUCUCGCCCGACGGCAACCACUGUCUCGUCGCCCACGCGCACUCCUUCACGCUCUACAGCCUGCCCACCGGGGCCAGCCUGGCGUCGGUCGCGCACCACUACGGCAAGGUGACGGUGCUGCGGUUCACCGACGACGGGUCGCACUUUGUCAGCGCCGGCCAGGACUGCCGGGUGGUGGUGUGGAGUUUGGCCCGCACCGUCCAGCAGAAGGACGCGGGCCGGAUGCUGUACGAGCUGGCCGACUUCACGCUGCCCGUGUCGGACGUGCUGGUGGGGAAGGGCGGCCUGAAGGCGCUGCUGGCCGCCGUCUCGCUCGACCGGUCGGCCAAGCUGUACGAGCUGGGCACCGGGCGGCUCCUGCUAAGCGUCCUCUUUCCCGUCGCCCUGUCCGCGGUCGCACUGAACGCGCUCGAGUCGGAGCUGUUCGUGGGCGACCGGAAGGGUCUGGUGUACGCGUGCAAUCUGCAAUCGGUGCCCCGGUCGCGCGAGGUCCACCUGCAGCAGGACGUGCUGGAGCGGUGCGUGUUCCGGGGGCACCGGAAAGCCAUCACCUGCCUGUCCGUGUCGCUCGACAACGAAACGCUGCUGUCCGGCAGCGAGGACGAGUCCGUGAUCGUGUGGCACGUGCGGACGCGCCAGCAGCUGCGGGUGAUACCGCACCGAGCACCCGUCACCAACGCGUUCUUUCUCGUGACGCCGCGCGCCAUGUUCGAGCAGACGCGCGACCUGCCGGUCCCGUACCCGCCGUUCCAGAAGGUGGUCAGCACGCGGCAGGACCGGCAGCGGGCCGUCUUCCUACUGCCCGCCCAGAAGCGCUCGCUUCGGGAGCGGUCCGAGGAGGGACCGGCGCCGGUGGCCGUUGGCGGCAUCAGCAGCAGCAGCAACAGCAGCAAGGGGACGGAGAUCGAGGUGCUGGAGCAGGAGGUGCAAAGGCUGAAGGCGAUCAAUCGGCGGCUGUACCAGCAGAGCAUCCGCGCGAUCACGAACGAGGCGGAGCUGUCAGUGGAUCACGCCGUACUGCUGGCCGACGAUCACCAGAUCCGGGUAGAUGAAGGAGACGCACUGGACCGCGCCACCGUCCGGGUCGCGGAUCGUCCGGAUCACCUUGCCCGCAUCGCCCGCCACCAUGUUCACGGUGCCGUCCUCGCCCCCGGUCACCAGCAAGUCGACAAACGGUGUCGCGCGCUUUGCAUACCACCAGGGGCAAAAUUAAAUUUAACGUACGCAGCAAGGUAUACGAAGGUCCCAUACCCAAUAAGAACAAUAAGGAAAUUAAGGGCGCAUCUUUCCGGCCGAUCGAGCUACACCGCACCACUCAGUUUGCAUCCGAUCGUGAAGUGGUGCAGUUUAGAAAGCGACAUGAAUCGUUGCUGGCAAUGGUGUGCCGUGUUGGUGCUGGUCUAUGCUGCCCACUGCCAGGGCUACAUCACGACGGGCAUGCCGACGCUGAUUGAGCGGGAUCGGGACCCGGUCGCAUCGUUCCCUUACCCGCUGCGGCAGGCACUGGGGCAGCGUCCGUCGCCCCCACCGUACAACGGUACCGAGCAGGAGCCGGGCGACGAGCUGAAGUUUCCGGCAAACUUUCUGUUCGGUGCCGCCACCGCGGCGUACCAAAUCGAGGGCGCCUGGAACGUGGACGGCAAGGGCCCGAGCGUGUGGGACACGCUGACCCACACCCAUCCGGAGCUGGUAGUGGACGGGGCCACCGGUGACCGGGCGGCUGACUCGUACCGCCUCUACAGAAGCGACGUCGAGGCGCUGGGGAAGGUCGGGUUCAACUACUACCGCUUCUCGAUCGCCUGGUCCCGGCUGCUGCCGCGGGGCGACAAGUCUUCCCUGAACCAGGGUGCGGUCCGCUACUACAACGCGCUAAUCAACGAGCUGCUGGCGCACGGGAUCGAACCGGUCGUGACGAUGCUGCACUACGAUCUGCCCCAGUACCUGCAGAACCUGGGCGGGUUCGCGUCGCCACUGAUCGUGGACUACUUUCGCGAGUACGCCGACACCCUGUACUGGAAUUUCGGUGAUCGGGUGAAGGUUUGGAUCACGCACAACGAACCGUACGACUUUUGCGUGGAGGGAUACGGGACGGGCAGUACCGGGCCGCUCGUGUACGCGACCGGCGUCGGCGAAUAUCUGUGCGCCCAUCACGUGCUGCUGAGCCACGCGGCCGCCUACCAGUUGUACAAGGAGCGGUACCGGUCGCAGCAGGGGGGAAAGAUCGGCAUAACGCUCAGCGGACGUUACUACUAUCCUGCCACUAACGUCACGCCGUACGAUACCGUCGAGCGUGCCCUUCUGUUUCAGAUCGGUUGGUUUGCCGAGCCACUGUUCGGUGAGGACGGCAACUAUCCCGCAGUGAUGGUGGACGAGAUCGGCAACAACAGCGCACUGGAGCGCCGGUCCCAUUCCCGCCUGCCCAGCUUUACCAGCGCGGAGCGGCUGCUUGUCCGGGGCAGUGCGGACUUCUUCGCCUACAACUACUACUCCAGCCGGCUGGUCGACCUGGACCGGACAGAGUACAACACGGCGGAGCCGCCGGCCUGGCGCCGGGACGCGCGCAUCCUGCAGUCGGUCGACCCGGGCUGGAGCCGGGCCAAGUCCACCUGGCUGUACGUGGUGCCGGAGGGCCUGCGGGGCGUACUGAACUGGUUCCGGCGGCGCUACCGCAACCCGACCGUGCUCAUCACCGAGAACGGCUACUCGGACGACGGCCAGCUGGACGAUGCGGCGCGCAUCGACUACUACGCCCGGCACCUGAACGCGCUGCUAACGGCGAUCGUGGUGGACGGGUGCAAUGUGGCCGGCUUCACCGCCUGGAGCAUCGUCGACAACUUUGAAUGGUUGCGCGGGUACAGCGAAAAGUUUGGCCUGUUCUACGUCAACUUCAGCGAUCCGCAGCUCCAGCGGGUGCCGAAAGCUUCGGCCGACUUUAUGCGGCGUGUCAUCAGCACCCGCACCAUUCCAGCGCACUAGCCAAAGGACGGAAGUAGUCUAACGGUUGGGCAAAUAAUUUGAAUAAUUAAGCAUGCCUUCAAUUUGGUGCUGCCGAUGGUACGGCACAAUACGCAAAUCAGUUAACUUUUUAGUAGAAUUGGGAAGGUUAAUAGAUAAUUGAGAUCGAAAUGUCCUCAAACAAACCCUCUCUACACAAGUAAAAUCUCGCAUAUAGAGCAAUAUCAUUUGUGUUUCUGAUACAUUUUCUGCAGCAGCGAAAUUAAGUGCACAAUUGUUAUCAUUGGGCAUUUCCUCAAACAUCGCACUUUCAAACAAAAGGUUUGAUACUAAAAAUCGUUUAAUGUGAAACUAUUGCAAGGAGGAAAAGUUGCGUAAAACGUAAACACAAGUGCCUGUUAUGUUAAAGAGUGUUUCCUAAAUUUAAUCAAUGCAUUUUCUGCCAAUUUAUGUCCCUUGGAGAAGCAUUAAAGUGACAUUUCGGUUAUAAACUUUAUAGUCACAGAUAUUCGACAUGCGACUAUUUCGACUUGCGCCUUGCUUAGGGACAUUUUUUCGGUCCCAGAUACAGUCGUAUCUCGAGGGACACACCUGUACAUCAAUAUUCCAAUCAUUUGAAAUCUCAUUUGAACAUAUACAACAACAACCAGUUGAUAUUCCAAUAAGAUAACGCUUCCGUACAUAUCCAAGGACAAACAAUAUCCUACAAACAAAGGAUAUCCUGGAAAGAAUGCAAAUCAAUACUAUGACUUGGGCAGCCGUUUCUUCUGAUCUAAAUCCCAUUGAGAACGUCUGGGGCAUGAUAGUUCGAAAAGUAUAUGAAGAUGGGAAACAGUAUGAGACCGUAAAGCAUCUGGAAAUAGCGACUAGAACUAUGUCUGUUCAGUCUUUGAUAAAACUUACUUAAAGUAUGCCAAACGGAUUUUACAGAUGAUUAGCCGUAACGGAAGAUCAACUAAUUAAUAGAUUUAAAAAAAUACU
Messenger RNA from Anopheles arabiensis, 4372 nucleotides. RefSeq lists its product as uncharacterized. Gene Ontology annotation, molecular function: beta-glucosidase activity; protein binding. Gene Ontology annotation, biological process: carbohydrate metabolic process. The transcript is spliced from 7 exons. The record is from RefSeq and is a predicted model, not a curated record. NCBI's taxonomy places the organism in Eukaryota, Metazoa, Arthropoda, Insecta, Diptera, Culicidae. Bases 173 to 3412 code for a protein of 1079 amino acids.